This is a messenger RNA of Dictyostelium purpureum, 1691 nucleotides long. RefSeq lists its product as uncharacterized. The record is from RefSeq and is a predicted model, not a curated record. Gene Ontology annotation, biological process: purine nucleotide biosynthetic process; purine nucleobase biosynthetic process. Lineage: Eukaryota; Evosea; Eumycetozoa; Dictyosteliales; Dictyosteliaceae. Bases 83 to 1657 code for a protein of 524 amino acids. Gene Ontology annotation, cellular component: cytoplasm. Gene Ontology annotation, molecular function: amidophosphoribosyltransferase activity. The transcript is spliced from 3 exons.
ACAUUAGACACACAUACAGAUUAAACCAAACAGGAAAAUAAAUAAAUAAUAAAUAAUAAAUAUAUAAAUAGUAGAAUAAAAAAUGACAGAAUAUUUUAAUGAAGAAAUAGAAAAUAAUAAUAAUAAUGAAUCAAGUGAUGAACCAAAAGAAAAAUGUGGAGUUUUUGGUAUUUAUGCACCAGAGUUAGAUGUUUCAAGAAUUACAUUUUUUGGAUUAGUAGCAUUACAACAUAGAGGUCAAGAGUCAUGUGGUAUCGCAACAUAUGAUGAGUUUCAUGCAGUUCAUUUAGAAACAGGUAUGGGUUUGGUAAAUCAAGUUUUCACAGAAACCAAUUUAAAACCAUUAAAAGGUAAAAUGGCCGUAGGUCACACACGUUAUUCAACUGCAGGUAAAUCAACUUUAAUUAAUGCACAACCAGUCAUUGUACAAACAUUACAUGGUCAAAUUGGUAUCGUACAAAAUGGUAAUCUUACAACAGCAAAGUCACUUCGUAAAGAGUUAAUGGAAAAGGGUGUUGGUUUCUUUAAGGACAGUGAUGUCGAAGUCAUUACACAAUUACUUUCAAAUAAUCCAAUGGGUAGUGAUCCACACAAGCCAAAUUGGGAGAGCAGAAUCUCAUACUUUAUGUCAAAAUGUGAAGGCGCUUACGCCCUCUGUCUUAUGACACCAAAUGGUCUCUAUGGUGUACGUGAUUUCCUUGGUAUGAGACCAUUGUGCAUCGGUUCAUUAGAGGUUCCAAGCAAAGAUGAUCCAACCAAAAUGGUCACUCGUUAUGUUAUGGCCUCAGAAUCAUGUGCCAUCACCACUAUUGGUGCUAAAUUUAUCCGUGAUGUUCGUCCAGGUGAAAUCGUACAUAUCAAUGAGGACGGUAUCAACUCGUUCAUUGGUCGUGCCCCAUCAGAUAACCCAGCCCUCUGUGUAUUUGAAUAUGUAUAUUUUUCACGUCCAGAUUCAUCAAUGGAAGGUCAACUUAUUCACAGUGUACGUCAACGUAUGGGUGAAACAUUAGCACGUGAAGCUCCACCACCAUCCACAUGCUCAUCACAAGACACCAUUGUUAUUGGUGUACCAGACUCAUCACUCCCAGCUGCCAUAGGUUAUGCUAAACAAUCCAGUAUUCCAUAUACCGAAGGUUUAACUAAAAAUAGAUAUAUUCACAGAACAUUCAUCCAGCCAUCUGACCAUCUCCGUCAACAGGGUAUCAAAUUAAAAUUCAAUCCAUUAACAGAAAACAUUUCAGGUAAAAAAGUUAUUUUAAUCGAUGACUCAAUCGUUAGAGGUAACACCAUUAAGGCUUUAAUUAAAUUAAUUAGAAGUGCUGGUGCCACUGAAAUUCAUGUCAGAAUCAGCUCACCACCAGUUAUGCAUCCAUGCUAUAUGGGUAUUGAUAUGGCCACACAUGAACAAUUAAUCGGUUAUAAUAGAUCAAUUAAAGAAAUCUGUGAAUAUAUAGGUGCUGAAUCUUUAGAAUAUCUUACUCUUCCUGGUUUAAUGAAUAGUGUCAACUCUGGUGUUAAAAAACAAGAUUCAAUUGAAAGCAAACCAAUUUAUACCGAAAAAACCUCAACAGCUCCAAAAAUUAAAAUUGAUGAAAAUAAUCAUUCACAUUGCACUGCAUGUUUUAAUAGCCAAUAUCCUUUAAGUUUAGAUUUUUAAAUACUUUUUUUUUUAAAUAACAAUAAUAAUAAUA